UGUGCAUAAAGGAUUAAGUUCGGUUUUCCAUUGGUUCCACCAAAGAUUCCAUGCGUUACUAGUUCCCCUCCAGCUCUCAUAUACAUAUAUAACUACCUAUCUAAGCAUGCUUUGCACUGAAGAGAAAUGUGCAGUGGAGAAACAAGAAAAGCACCAUAAGUUCUCAGAGGUUAAUUAACUUAUUUAUUACUACGUACCAAGUCUUACAAUAAUACUUGAAAAUAGAGCAUCAUCAAGUGUAGCAAAUUGAUUUAGAAAACAAAAGCCAUAAGUGAUUCUAGCAGGUGGGAUUUAAUGUACUAUCUUCACCAACAUCAAGGAAAGAACAUUCAUUCUUCUUCCAGAAUGCCAAUUCCUUCUGAAAGGCACAUGUUCCUUCAAACUGGAAAUGGGUCUGCAGAUUCUGGACUUGUUCUAUCAACGGAUGCUAAGCCUAGAUUGAAAUGGACACCUGAUCUUCAUGCAAGGUUUAUAGAAGCUGUGCAGCAGUUAGGUGGAGCUGACAAGGCAACUCCAAAAACGGUGAUGAAACUCAUGGGAAUUCCAGGGCUUACCUUGUAUCAUCUGAAGAGCCAUCUUCAGAAGUACAGAUUGAGCAAGAAUUUGCACGGACAAAGUAACAAUGUGACACACAAAAUAAAUGCGGCAACAGAUGAAAGACUACCCGAAAACAAUGGAACUCAUAUGAACAAUUUAAACCUUCCCCCUCAGUCUAACAAAGAUUUACACAUAAGUGAGGCGCUGCAGAUGCAAAUAGAGGUUCAAAGAAGGCUAAAUGAGCAACUUGAGGUGCAAAGACUCCUUCAGCUCCGGAUAGAGGCUCAAGGAAAAUACCUUCAGUCUGUGUUAGAAAAAGCUCAGGAAACACUUGGUAGACAGAAUAUGGGAGUAGUAGGACUUGAAGAUGCUAAAGUUCAACUCUCAGAGCUAGUGUCCAAAGUGUCUUCUCAGUGCCUGAAUUCAGCAUUUUCUGAGCUGAAGGAGUUAAAAGGAAUUACCCCUCAGCAAACACAAACCAACCAGCCAAAUGACUGUUCUAUGGAUAGUUGCCUCACAUCCUGUGAAGGACCACAAAAAGAACAAGAGAUACAAAAUGGUGGCAUUAGCUUAAGACCCUUCAAUCUUAACCUACGAAGCUGUGACCUCAAGUGGUGUGAUACAAUGAAAAACACCAACUUUCUUACCCCAUUGGAAAAGAAUGCAGAAAGAAGAAGCUACGUUUCCGAAAGAAGUCCAAGCAACUUGUCAAUGAGCAUUGGACUUGAAGGAGAAUCAGAGAAUGGCAACAUGAUGUUUUCUGAGAGAACAAUCAUUGGUGAAUUCCAACAAAGAAACACCAUUGGAACAGAAUCAAAGAAACCAGUGGCUGAUAAUAAAAUUUCUCAAGAUUAUAGAUUGCCCUCUUACUUUGCAGGAUCAAAACUGAACCUAACAGCCACUGAAGAUAAUGACACUACAACAAAUUGUAAACAACUGGACUUGAAUGGAUUCAGUUGGAACUGAGAAGAGAAAUAGAGAAUAGACAAAGCAAGUUCAGAAAACAUUGUAUCACUGCAACAUCUAUCUGCUGCUGUUUCAUUGAAAAAAUGUGAGGUAUUUUAAUUAGUAGAAUGCCAAGUUGCAACAAACAGCGAUCAAUGAUCAAUUUGUAAGCAAUAGCCAUCAUAACGAUGAAUAUAACUCUGGCGAAACAUCGUUCUAUUCUAUGCUUAUUCAAAGUUUAAGACAUGCUAGCCUGAUAUAUAUUUGACAUAUGUCACAUGUUAGUA
Abrus precatorius (Indian licorice) is the source of this 1769-nucleotide messenger RNA. RefSeq names its product myb-related protein 2-like. Gene Ontology annotation, molecular function: DNA binding; DNA-binding transcription factor activity. NCBI's taxonomy places the organism in Eukaryota, Viridiplantae, Streptophyta, Magnoliopsida, Fabales, Fabaceae. The transcript is spliced from 7 exons. The record is from RefSeq and is a predicted model, not a curated record. Bases 295 to 1503 code for a protein of 402 amino acids.